GGGCGGUGGGGUUGCGGAUGGCUGCGCGCGCUGCGGGCACCGAUCCCCGGCGGCAGUUGGGCUCCGCGGGGCCGAAAAGCUGCGGGCGGGAAGCGCGAGAUUAAGACCCUGACGGCUACAGCUCUCAGGGCCCCCGCGAGCGCGCUCCGUUGGUGCGCGCGCGCGCGGCUCCGCCCCGCCCGCUUGGCGCGCGCCCCCGCCAGGUCCGCUCUCUUCCCCAACCCCUGGCGCGGACGGGGUGGUUCCAGCUCACUCUCCUCCCCCGAGCGGCAGCGGCGGCGGCGGCUGCUGCGGGCGCUGAAUGAGAGACGGUGACUGUUCGGGUCGGCGAGUGCUACUCCAGGCGGCGGCGGCGGCCGUGGCGGUGAAGCGUGAGGCCGGCGUCGUCUUUCCAUCCUCUGAGGCGACGGCCGCGGCUGCACAGGAAUAAUGUAUUUGUGGCCUUGGACAUGAGGCAAUCAGUCCUCUGUUGCUGUUAACAUAAGGUCAGGGACUGAUGAGGAAAGCAUGGACCUAAUGAACGGGCAGGCAAGCAGUGUCAAUAUUGCAGCUACUGCUUCUGAGAAAAGUAGCAGCUCUGAAUCCUUAAGUGACAAAGGCUCUGAAUUGAAGAAAAGCUUUGAUGCUGUGGUAUUUGAUGUUCUUAAGGUUACACCAGAAGAAUAUGCGGGUCAGAUAACAUUAAUGGAUGUUCCAGUAUUUAAAGCUAUUCAACCAGAUGAGCUUUCAAGUUGUGGAUGGAAUAAAAAAGAAAAAUAUAGUUCUGCACCAAAUGCAGUUGCCUUCACAAGAAGAUUCAAUCAUGUAAGCUUUUGGGUUGUUAGAGAGAUUCUUCAUGCUCAAACAUUAAAAAUUAGAGCAGAAGUUUUGAGCCACUAUAUUAAAACUGCUAAGAAACUGUAUGAGCUGAAUAACCUUCAUGCACUUAUGGCAGUGGUUUCUGGCCUACAGAGUGCCCCAAUUUUCAGGUUGACUAAAACAUGGGCGUUAUUAAGUCGAAAAGACAAAACUACCUUUGAAAAAUUAGAAUAUGUAAUGAGUAAAGAAGAUAACUACAAAAGACUCAGAGACUAUAUAAGUAGCUUAAAGAUGACACCUUGCAUUCCCUAUUUAGGUAUCUAUUUGUCAGAUUUAACAUACAUCGAUUCAGCAUACCCAUCAACUGGAAGCAUUCUAGAAAAUGAGCAAAGAUCAAAUUUAAUGAAUAAUAUCCUUCGAAUAAUUUCUGAUUUACAACAAUCUUGUGAAUAUGAUAUUCCCAUGUUGCCUCAUGUCCAAAAAUAUCUGAACUCCGUUCAGUAUAUAGAAGAACUACAAAAAUUUGUGGAAGACGAUAAUUACAAGCUUUCAUUAAAGAUAGAACCAGGGACAAGCACCCCACGUUCUGCUGCUUCCAGAGAAGAUUUAGUAGGUCCUGAAGUAGGAGCGUCUCCACAGAGUGGACGAAAAAGUGUGGCAGCUGAAGGAGCCUUGCUCCCACAGACACCGCCAUCCCCUCGGAAUCUGAUUCCACAUGGACAUAGGAAGUGCCAUAGCUUGGGUUAUAAUUUCAUUCAUAAAAUGAACACAGCAGAAUUUAAGAGUGCAACGUUUCCAAAUGCAGGGCCAAGACAUCUGUUAGAUGAUAGCGUCAUGGAGCCCCAUGCGCCAUCUCGAGGCCAAGCUGAAAGUUCUACUCUUUCUAGUGGAAUAUCAAUAGGUAGCAGCGAUGGUUCUGAACUAAGUGAAGAGACCUCAUGGCCUGCUUUUGAAAGUUCUGCAGAAUCAGAAGAUUUGGCAGUACAUUUAUAUCCAGGAGCUGUUACUAUUCAAGGUGUUCUCAGGAGAAAAACUUUGUUAAAAGAAGGCAAAAAGCCUACAGUAGCAUCUUGGACAAAAUAUUGGGCAGCUUUGUGUGGGACACAGCUUUUUUACUAUGCUGCCAAAUCUCUAAAGGCUACAGAAAGAAAACAUUUCAAAUCAACAUCCAAUAAGAACGUAUCUGUGGUAGGAUGGAUGGUGAUGAUGGCUGAUGACCCUGAACAUCCGGAUCUCUUCCUGCUGACUGACUCUGAGAAAGGAAAUUCGUACAAGUUUCAAGCUGGCAAUAGAAUGAAUGCAAUGUUAUGGUUUAAGCAUUUGAGUGCAGCCUGCCAAAGUAACAAACAACAGGUUCCUACAAACUUGAUGACUUUUGAGUAGAAGCCUGAGAAAAAAAGAGAGGUGAACUGUUGCUUCUAUGUGAGCAUGAGGACCUGAUAAAAGAGCGCCAGCUAUAAACCAUCCUGUGCCAGGAAGAGCCCAGAGGCUCUGUCUCAGUCUUUGGAGUUCUGAACCAAAAAAGCACUAAUUUCAGGGAAUGAAUUGAGAUAUUCCCAGAGAACAAAUUGGAGUUGCAAAACAAACUGCCAUGAACCAUGCUUCUUAUCUCAGAACUGACCUGUGGAAACCACUGCCUUAAAAGAAUGAAAGGAAAACCAACAUGAAACACCAAAUAGUGUGUGUGAAUCUUCUGGCGGUGCUGUGCUUGGAAUAGGUCGUAGCUAAUUUGCAUUUCUUUUAACUUUGUAAUAAUUUUAGAGGGGGGAAUUGCCUUUUUAGAUAUGCUUUAAAAAGGAAAAACAUAUUCUUGUGGAUUCCAUCAGGAGCUGGUUUUGAACCGAGGUGAAGAGACUUAGCAGGGAGGUUUGUUCUCCCUCUAGUAGUCUGCAACCUCACUGGCUUUCUCACAGCAAGAGUGUAGGAAUGAGAAAUGUUAGUCAUGUGAGUUCUUGGGUUUGUUUGGGAUUGGGUGGGGGUGUUUGUUUUGUUUUGGAUGAGGGGAGAAUUUUUUAAACACUAAACUUCUGAAAUGUAGUACUGUAAGGGGAGCAUUAUUUCCUGCAGGAGGUACAAAGGCUGAGUGUUCAUUUGCCAGACACUUUUUUUUAAAUAGGUUCCAGAAAACAUGGUUGUUUCUAACUAGGGUUAAAGUUUAGCUUUCUAUAUGAAUUCAUUGUCGGACCACAGAUCUGCUUAAGUAAAGAACUAUAAUCCCAACCUAAACUUUUCUGAGAUUUUACAAUAAUUAGAUCUUUUUCCAAGUUAAUUGGAUUUUCCCUUCUCCCAGUCAUAGGUGGUUUUUAUCAUCAAGACAGAUUGAUAUUUUGUCAGGAUAUUUUCUUUUACAGUGUUUAAUGUGCAUAAUGCCAGAGUUAUUUUUUUAUUAUUCAUUUUCUGUCUUUUUGUUCAAUAUGAGAUUCAGGAUCAUAUUUGUUUAAAAGGUAACACAUAGAGGUAUAUGUAUGUAUUUUGUUAUAAGACAUACAAAAUAAUUUUAAGAGGGAUAAAGGUGAAAGUAUCAGAUUCUGGAAAUUUUAAGUAUCUAAACUUUAUACUUCUUGUAUGAUUUACCAUAAACAUACCAAAACAUUUCUCUGAAAAUUUACUGUAGGUCUCUGACAUGAAACCAUAUUUUGUCAGUAGUUGACCAAGCAGUUUUAUGAGAACUCUUCUAUGCAAUGAUGCAUUUAAUUUCUAAAGUAAAUGUUGAAUUAUAAAAAAAAAAGUUUGAAGGUGAGAUGCCUUAGAAUUUUAAUGAAAAAUGACACUCAAACAAAGGCUAUAUGUCGAGUGUUAUAAACUCUUGAGACAUAAUAAAUUUUAGCAGUGGCCUAGAGUAAUGCUUUGUGACCGAUAUCUACUAAUAGACUUCUGUUACUUUGGGCCUCACAUAAAAUUUCUCACAUUCGUAUUCUUAGAGAAUUUUAUACUUUUUUAUUAUAAGUAUUUUGCCCUUGAGUCCAUGAAACUUCAAUAGAAAAUAUUGCUUAUACAAUAAUUAGCUUAAAAUCCAUCCAAAGGAAAAAAGAAGAGCUUUUUUUGAGUGUUAAGUUUUUUAAUUUAGUUUUCUGUUUGGAAAAGAUGUUAAGAGUUCAAAUAUGCUUCUUAUAUAACAGAAAUACCAUUAUUUCUGGGGUUUAGUGACACAGGCUGGAGAGGGCAAAAGUUUCCUGUGCUGAAUGAUUUUUCAAUUAAUGCUCUAAGCAUAACCCAUGUUGGGUAAUAGAAAGACAUAGCCAGCAGUAUUACUACGUAGACCUUGCACAUCUUACUUUUGUUUUGCAUUUUUAAAAAUUUCUUAAUUUGUUUAUUUCUCUUCAGAAAUAGCGUUUUUAACAGUGUAUGUGCUUUUUUAAAAAGUAUUGUGAAUGAGAACCCUGUGGAUUUUUUUAAUUUCAUUUGUUUGUCAUAAUAAGCUAAUGUAGAAAUGUUGUAGGUUAACCAUAUCUGUGGAAAUACGCAGUUGGAAGUCAGAGCCUGACAUCACAUAGUUUUGCCAAAGGGAGAGAGCUAAGCUGGAAGAUGUGUUUGAUACUUUCAGCUCUAAACAUUAAUGGAUGUUUGCGUAGAGUAAGAUAGUGUUCAAAUUUGGUUAAUAGUUUAUAGAUAGACUUGUGGCCUCGGACUGACUAAAUUUCUUAACAGCGCAGAAGUCGUUUUUCUGUCUUUAAAAUUUAUUCAUUCAGAAAAUUAGUCAUUGCUUUUUAAGAUUAGUUUAGCAUUUGAAGCAAAUUGAAAACAGAAAAGUGAGUUAAAAUAGUGUAGGUGAAUGUUUUAUCUAUAAUUUACCAAAUAAUACCUGAUAAUAAUUCAAAGAAAAUAUGUUACCAAAAUAUAUUAAAUAUAUAGGUAGUUCGUUCGUGGGAAGAUGAAUCUUCUUAUUAAGCCUGCCCUCAAUUGUAAAUAAGUGACUCAAAAACUCAAAAUGUUCAUCAGCAUUAAGGUCAUUUGUUUCACCCUUAGCCAAGAAGAACUCAUUAGAAAUUCAGUUAUAAUUUAAAUUUAAGCCUGUUUAUGAUAAGCAUAAUGAUUGGCAUGUUAUAUAGCCUGUUGAAAAUAACUACAGAAUGACCUUCCAGAGCACUGUUUUUGGCCUCGUGCCCCCUCUAUUCAGGCUCUGCUUGUUUUUCAGAAUAUGAUUUUUACCUCCAGACAGUAAGAAUUGAACAAGAACUGAUCAAACACACCUUCCUAUUUUGUUUUCUUCACUAUGUAAAUAUUAUUUGGGUAAACAUUACAAAAAGGGAUCCAAACAAUUUGAGUUUCAGUAUUUUUUUCUCCCUAGGCAUGUGCUUCAAUUUCAAAUAUUUUUUCUGUGUGGAAAAUGCCAUGUAACUAUUGCACUACCUUCUGUGUGGACUGUGUUGGUAUUGGUUCUUUCUGUAUAUCAAAAGUCAGGGUGUUUAUAACUGCAAAGUUUGUAUAAGUGGCUUUAUUCCUCUUCCAGAAGAUUUAUGAGGAGCCUAGGAAGCACUAUUUGUACAGGAGGAAAAAAGAAUGGAAAACAUGUUUACAGACUCUAGCGUUCCUUAUUAGCUUAAACUGGGGCCCUCAAAGAGCAGCCUGUUGAUCUUUUGGCCAAAUGACUUGAGCAUAAGUCUUUUAUUUCUUUUUAAGGUUAAAUCGUAAGCUGUAUACCUUUACUACUGAAAACAAAACUAUAGGGCAUCAUACUAAUUGAAAAUCAAUAGUAAUAGGUUCCAUCCAUUGGCUUUUUAAAUGAAUAGAUCUGGUAUUGAUUUCCUUCCUGUUUUUUUGAGGCACAUUCCUUUACAACCAGUGUUUAAACCACCACGUAAUCAUCUUCUGCAAACAAGGGGUACCAGUGUUGCCUAACAGAAGAUAAUCUUUAAUAAAGCAAAUCCUCUGCUUCAAAGGUUUUUGAAAUAAUUGGAUCCCUUUUUGAAAAUGAAGAUGAGUUUAACUGUGUCCAGGUGGAAUAUAGUACUGCUGUUGCAUGAAUAGAUGAUACAAAGCAAGUGAUGAGGUUGGUCUGACUUCUUUAGUGACCUUUUAGGAUUUGCUUUUAUUUUCUCUCUCUUUUUUGUAUUAUUUCUUUCAAACGUAGUAAAUAUAUGAUUUUACAGCCAAAGUGGUAUUCUGUUUUUUCUAAGCUUUGAGAUACAAAUAUUGCUAUUUAAUCACAUUGAUAAUGAAUUACUUUCCAUGUGAACCUUUUCAAAAUGAUUUAAGUACCUUUGAUUUGGCUCCCCUAAAAAUGGCUUGUGUCUAAAGUGACAUUUUUUUUCCCUAUUUGGAGGGUUCUAAUGAAGGAGAUCCAGGCAUAAAAACUCUUUUGCUUAUUGAAAGCAAUUUGAUUACACCUAUGUCUCAAGUUACAGUGGGGAGAAAAUUUGGUCAGUGCCUUAUUAUUUGAAGAGCAAUUUCAGGGCAUCAAGUAUGACAAUAAUCAUGUGCCCUCUUGCUCCUCUUAUUUCAGGAGUGUGUGCUAUCCCUCUCUCCACCAGCUUAAUCUUUCUCAACCCAAGUCUAACAAAGUCUUUACAGAAACCUCUGUAGGUGAUUGUUGCAGUCCUCCUUGGUUUUUGAGUCUUUUUAAACAAGCUCCUACCCUGCUUCUAUCCUUUUAGAGUAGGAGAUUAAAAAUAAACCCACCCCAGUCAACCUUUAGAUAAGCACUCUUAAAGACAAAUUUGAGGAGCACUCUUCAGCCAAGUUCAUUUUUAUUUUGUUGUUGAUGUUUUGAGCAUACAUUUAAUUGAAAGGCCUUUUGGAAAAGCCCUAAAAGAAUAAGAUACAACCAGAAAUAUUUGAGUUUUGUUAAAUGUACUGAAAUCUUGCAAUGAAAAUCCCUUUGGCCAGAAAUGAGAUUUAUUUCCAUUUAUUUUUACAUUUAAGUAACACUCAAAACAAACAAGUAGUCACUUAACCUGCCAGUUAUUAUUUUCUUGAAAAUAUGCAAGAAAGUAAAAAUAUCUCUAAUAUAUAAAUUAAAGGAAAGUUAAGAGAUUAAGCUAGUUUUUUCAGUGAAAGCAAAGCUUGGAAAUAUUUUGCUUCUCUCAGAUUAUUGGAAGACCUGGAGCUACUGGAUGUUAACCUGAAUCAAGAUGUUCUUUUCACAUUUUUUUAAAGGGCUAGUAUGUUCCAGAGUAGGCAAGUAGUCAUUCAAGCCAAAUGAAAGAGUUAACUGGUCCUUGAGGAGUAUUAGCAAAAUUUAAGUUUUGACCCUGGCCAUUUGUACUAUAGAAGUGAUGAUGGGAUUAAAAGAAUACAUAAUUACAGUGUUUUGGGAUUGGGCUCUUUUUUUUCUUAAUAGAAAAGCAGAAACUUCAUAAAUAAUAGCUGUGCUUUAGAUACCAGAUAACAAAUAUUGUUUCCCCUGAAGAUAUGACCUACUAGAACUACUCACAUAUAUAGUCCAAUAAUUACUGACUUAAUAGGUAUGGUAAAACAGCUUGAUAAUAAGUCAGCAGACUCUCAAGAGUUUCUGUACCUUGAUUAUUGACAAAUUCAUUGUUUUACAUCCUACUGAAAAACGUGUGUGGGGAGGGGGUGGGGAACUGGUUCACAACAUAAUCUAAAGGAGAUCAAACAUCUGUAGGGACAGGUAUCCAGUGAUAAUAAUAUAUCUGAAAACACAAGCCAUUUUUAUUCUUUAUCCCAAUUAACUUGAGGUACUCUAAUGAUGAAGCACUCGAUUGCACUAUGACCUCCUUGAGUGAUGUGCAGCUUGGUUCCUCUCUUUCUUUUUGUUUCUUUUUAAUAUGCAAAUGUGAGUGUGCGAUCUUCAGUGUGUCUGCAUAAGCUAACUUAAAACGAAUUUAAGUACAGUUUUCUGAAAUAUUUCUAUUGAAAUAAAUUACUUAAAAUUA
Pongo pygmaeus (Bornean orangutan) is the source of this 7634-nucleotide messenger RNA. RefSeq names its product Ral GEF with PH domain and SH3 binding motif 2 (gene RALGPS2). Gene Ontology annotation, molecular function: guanyl-nucleotide exchange factor activity. The transcript is spliced from 19 exons. The record is from RefSeq and is a predicted model, not a curated record. Gene Ontology annotation, biological process: Ras protein signal transduction. The coding region runs from base 508 to 2181 and encodes 557 amino acids. Gene Ontology annotation, cellular component: plasma membrane. Lineage: Eukaryota; Metazoa; Chordata; Mammalia; Primates; Hominidae.